GGCGGGGGGGAGGGGCACAAGGAAAGGCAGGACCGGCCUCGGGCCCGAGGGGCGGGGAGGGGGCGCCGGCAGACACGGGCCGGCCCCGGACACCGAGACGGAGGCGCAGAGACCGCGGCGGUGGAGGUGGCAGCGCCUGGGGGGCACAGAGAUAGGAGUGAGGGCUGAGAGAUAGGGUCUGAGGUCGCCGAAACACGGAGGCGAGAGACCGAGAGAUAGUCGGGGGUCACAGAGACAGAAAGGCAGGAGAGAGGCGAGGAGGAGGGCCAGAGAGAGCGCACGGAGCCCCGGGGUCCCGGACGCUGGGCGGGCAAGAGGGCGGAGAAGCCGGGCCAGGCUCGAGCCCGGAGCCUCCAGGAAAGCCCUGCCGGCCGGCCGGGGGAGGGGGGCGGGGGAGGGCGGAGGCGGGGGAGGCCGGGCGCCGCCCCGGCUCACAAAAGUCCCUUGGGCUCAGCUGGCUGCAGGGGAAGUCCCCGGUGCGCUGCGCGCUGCGCUGAGAUCUGAGCCGAGCCGAGCAGGGCUGCAGCCUGUGCCCGGCGGCGGCGGCUCCCGGGCCUCCCUCGCAGCCCGGCUCCGAGCUGCACCCCUCCGGCGGGCCCCAGGGAGCCCCCGAGGCAGCCAAGGGCUCCGGCCAUGCCCCGAUGCCCCCGGGACAUGGACGAGGGGCCAGUGGACCUGCGGACGCGUCCCAAAGCCGGCCUCCCCGACCCGGAGGCCACCCUGCCCCUGAGAAAGCGGCGCUACCGGGAGCCCCCCCGGGACCUCCCCCAGGAGCCCCCGGAGCCUUCAGCCCAGAGCUUCGGCACGUACCCCGGCCUCCCCAGCCCUGCCACAGCCAUCUACUAUCCUGGCCCUUUCCUCUAUCCUGCCCCAGCCCUGGGGGCCCCGUUUCCAGUCCUGGGCCUGCCGCCACCCAGCUACCCGGUGCUGUGCCCCCUGGAGAACCCCUUGAGCGCAGACAUAGCCAAGGCCACCAGACCCGACGAGGAUGGAGACACGCCUCUCCACAUCGCAGUAGUCCAGGGCAACUUCCUGGCAGUGCAGCGCCUGGUCCAGCUCUUCCAACAAGGGGGGAGGGACCUGGAUGUCUACAAUAACUUAAGGCAGACACCCCUCCACCUAGCCAUCAUCACUACCCAGCCCUCGGUGGUGAGGCUCCUGGUGUCUAGGGGGGCCAGCCCCAUGGCCCUGGACCGAAACGGCCAGACAGCAGCUCACUUGGCCUGUGAACACCGGAGCCCCAGCUGCCUGCGGGCCCUGCUGGACACCUCAGCCCCUGGGGCACUGGGCCUGGAAGCCAGGAACUAUGAGGGACUGACCCCCCUCCACGUGGCCGUCAACACAGAGAACACAGAGACCGUACUGCUGCUGUUGGAGCGAGGAGCAGACAUUGAUGCUGUGGACAUCAAGAGUGGCCGCUCCCCGCUCAUCCAUGCUGUGGAAAACAACAGUCUGUGUAUGGUGCAGCUGCUGCUCCAGCACGGCGCCAACGUGAACGCACAAAUGUACUCGGGCAGCUCUGCCCUCCAUUCAGCCUCAGGCCGGGGCCUCCUGCCCCUGGUCCGAACCCUGGUCCGGAGCGGGGCGGACAGCAGCCUCAAGAACUGCCACAACGAUACCCCUCUCAUGGUGGCUCGGAACCGACGAGUCAUCGACAUCUUGAGGGGGAAAGCUUCCCGCUCUGGCCCCCAACCUGCCCUGGGACCCGCAGAGCCCACCCAAGAUGGAAGCGCCCCCAUCUCCCCCGAAGGCAGCAGCCAGUUCGGAUCUAGUGGCCCACCGUCAGCAUCUCCGGCUUCGUCCUCACCGCCCCGCUCUCCCCCCGAGGACCCCCCCACCUCGCUGCAGGGCCCCCAGAUAUUCUUCCUGCCGACCCAGUCCCCAGCAGCGUUUCUUCCCUACCCCGGGCCGCUCCGAGUCUCCGGCCGGCCGGUCCCCCCGGCCCCUGCUCCCGGUGGGAGCUGAGGGAAGAGGGAAGGCCUCUGCAUCAAGGGAAGGGCCCCCGGAAAACUGUGAAGGGCACGUGUCCCCCCUCCUACCGAGACUCACAGGACCAAGAUUUGCACACACCUCCUCCCCGACCCUCUGCAGGGGACACCCACCGGGCUGGCAGCGCCCCCGCCUGCCCUGCCCCUUGUCCCCCCAGCACCCUUCAUCCCAGAUACCUCUCCGGGCUCUGGUGCGCGCUGGCUCCCGGGGCUGAAGACAAUGUAAAUUAUUGGGGAUUUCGGUUUACUUUUGUAAUAAACUAUUUUUGUAUCAUA
Molecule: messenger RNA, 2264 nt
Organism: Monodelphis domestica (gray short-tailed opossum)
Lineage: Eukaryota; Metazoa; Chordata; Mammalia; Didelphimorphia; Didelphidae
Gene: BCL3
Product: BCL3 transcription coactivator
Biological process (GO): cellular response to tumor necrosis factor
Cellular component (GO): cytosol
Molecular function (GO): NF-kappaB binding
Source: RefSeq, a predicted model, not a curated record